AUGGCCAAACAUAUUUGGAGUAUUAUAAGUAAACGUGACUCUAUUUGGGUGCAAUGGAUUCAUGAGUACAAGCUUAAGGGGAGGAAUUUUUGGGAGAUUCCUUGUCGGGGUAGUAUGAGUUGGGGAUGGAGGAAAAUAUUGUCCAUUCGGGGUAUUAUGAGACCUUUCAUCUGGUAUGUGCUCAAAAGUGGUCGGCAAGCUAAUGUUUGGAGCGAUAAUUGGUGCAAUGUAAGUCCGCUGCGUUCAUUCAUUACUCCUCGUGCUAUAGCAAAUGCAGGUUGUAAUUUGAAGUUGUCGGCUGCGGAUGUUAUUGAUGCAAAUGGGAAUUGGAGAUGGCCCCAAGCUUGGUUUGAUUUCUUUGCGGUUCUAAUAACUAUUCAAACGCCUCAAUUAGUUGAAAAUGUUUGUGAUCGCUUGGUUUGGAAAGAUUUGGAUGGUAAUGUUGGUGACUUUGAAGCAGCUCAAAUAUGGAACACGAUUCGAAACAGGGAUAACAUUGCGAACUGGGCUCAUAUGGUUUGGUUCUCUCAAUGUGUUCCUCGGCACUCUUUUCAUAUGUGGCUGGUCAUUAAGAACAAACUGAAAACUCAGGAUCGUUUAGCGGUUUGGAAAGCUGGGAGUGCAACUAACCUAAACCUUAUGUGUUGCCCGUUGUGUAAAAAUGGAAGAGAUAGUCGAGAUCACUUGUUUUUUCAAUGUGCCUUUGCGAGCAAAGUUUGGACAAAUGUGAAGAGCAUGGUGAAUCUAGAGAGUGUGGAUAAUACAUGGCACUCCUUAAUGGGCUGGAUUGAUCAAUCUUCCAAGUCAAAGAAAGUGGAUGAUAUCGUUUGUAAGGUGGUAAUUGCUGCGGCUUCCUAUUAUAUUUGGCAAGAGCGAAAUAGUCGGUUGUUUAGUUCAUUUCAUUUGACGGAGACACAGGUUGCGGAGAGGAUUAAAAGCUCGGUUCGUUUAAGACUAAUGGGAUUCAAGUUUCGGUUGGAAUCGGCUAGGGGGAGGAUUUUCAGCGUCUGGAAGAUUAAUGACAGCAACGAUGAUCAUCCUGAUCCGGGCUAG
Molecule: messenger RNA, 1053 nt
Organism: Helianthus annuus (common sunflower)
Lineage: Eukaryota; Viridiplantae; Streptophyta; Magnoliopsida; Asterales; Asteraceae
Exons: 1
Coding region: 1-1053 (350 amino acids)
Source: RefSeq, a predicted model, not a curated record